UAGAAGAGAAUUGUGUUUUACAAUGUUGUUUAAUCGUAGAACCAUUCCAAAAUCAACAUUCACAAGCUUCUAUAACUUGGUUUGAUAUUAAAUAUUGGAAGAUGUAUCUAUACAACUAAAGUAUGAAUUAAAACAAAGAAGUAAGCUAUAUAACAGUAUAGUUAAACCAAAAUUUGAGCAUAAACUAUGGGAAACAGUUAAGAAUGAAGAUGAUAAAGAAUAUCAUAAUUAUGGUGGUUUAUUUGAACCCAUAAUCAUUUUGGAUUAUAUCCUCUUUAUUAAUGUUAAAAAAAUUGAAGUUGUACAGAGAGAAGUCAAGGAAGAAAUUGAUUUAAAAUGUAAAGAAACAAGUUCUUACUUUCAAAAUGAACAAGAUUCCACAUCAUCAUCAUCAUUCAAAUCUUCUCUGCCUCAUAUGAAAUGUAAGAAAAAGAAACAGAGUAGCUCAUUACAAGUUGAAAAUGAGUUGAAUUUUUCAAGUUGUAAAGAAAAAAAAUUGAAAAUGGAUCAACUAGUAAGUUCUCCAUCAAAUCAUCAAUCAAACAGCGAUGUUCAAGAAAAACUGUCUCGAAACUCAAAAAUAGAAAAUUCAUCAGGAUUACUGAAUACUGUGUGUUCAACAGCAGAAACUUUAUCUCCAUUAUCAAAAAAUGAAUAUUUGCAAACAGAUACAUGUUUAAAACCAAAAGUAAAACGAGUUAACAAAACAAGAAAGGUUACACAAAAUGAUUUAAAUAAAUAUUUUAGCAAAAGUGUUGUAAAUUCAAAGUUAUCAAAGACAAAUAAAGAAAGAGAUAGUGAUAUUAAAGAUCUUCAUUUAUCAACAGAUUUGAAUGAUACAUCUAUCAAAAACACAAAUGUUGAGUACAAUGAUUCUCUUAAAGAAAAUUUAAAUCUGAACUUUGCAUAUUCAAAAAGGAAACUACAAACCAAUGAUCAGUUUGAAGAUGUCCAAGAUUUUAAAAAAUGUGAUGACUUAAAUGAUUUUAGAGAGAAAAAUGGAGGAAAUAAAAGAUUUAAAAAAAGCAGGAGGAGAAAAAAUUCUUCUUUGGAAAAACCAUUGCUUGUAAAUGAAACAACAAAUGAAAUCUCAAACAUAAUAGAUAAUAUUGGAGAAGAUUCUAAUGAUACAUCUACAGAAGAAAAUUCUGAUAAUGUUACAUCAGAACAGAAGCUGUCAGAUGAUCAAUUAGCAAAAUUAACAAAGUUGUUUAAUGACAUUGUUUCUCGUAAAACACCAAUAAAAGAUAAAGAAUCAUGUAGUUACAUUUCAGAUGUGCCUUUAAAUGACAGCAGUAAUAAUAACAAUAAAUUAAUUUUUGAAGAAAAACCUGUAGAAAAAUGUGAAUGGCUGGGGUAAUUUUAAAAUUAUU
This is a messenger RNA of Centruroides sculpturatus (bark scorpion), 1373 nucleotides long. RefSeq lists its product as uncharacterized. Bases 416 to 1360 code for a protein of 314 amino acids. NCBI's taxonomy places the organism in Eukaryota, Metazoa, Arthropoda, Arachnida, Scorpiones, Buthidae. The record is from RefSeq and is a predicted model, not a curated record. The transcript is spliced from 6 exons.